Molecule: messenger RNA, 800 nt
Organism: Vanrija pseudolonga
Lineage: Eukaryota; Fungi; Basidiomycota; Tremellomycetes; Trichosporonales; Trichosporonaceae
Gene: tom22
Product: Mitochondrial import receptor subunit tom22
Exons: 2
Coding region: 80-514 (144 amino acids)
Biological process (GO): intracellular protein transport
Cellular component (GO): mitochondrial outer membrane
Source: RefSeq, a predicted model, not a curated record
CGGUUCAACGUCUCAAGUCGCAUCUCAUCUUCAACCUUCUACACUCCCACCACCCACCCCCAACAACACCAACAGCACAAUGGUUCUCGUCGAGGAAGUCCAGGAGGACAUCGUGAUCAACGAGCGCGAGUCUGACUUUGAGACCGAGUCCGAGGCGUCCGACGACGCCUCGGUCCUCUCCGACGACGACUUUGACCCCUCGUCCGAGACGUUUGGCGACCGCAUCGCCGCCCUCAAGGACAUUGUGCCCCCCGAGGCGCGUACCUCGCUCUCCAACAGCGUCAAGAGCAUCAAGGAGUGGGCCUCGUGGGCCAUCAACGGCUCGGGCCAGAUCGCAUGGUGGGCCACCACCUCGGCGCUUCUUGUCGGCCUUCCCCUCGCCCUUGCCAUCGAGGACGAGGCGCGCAUCACCCAGCAGGAGCGCGAGAUGCAGAUGCAGAGCCAGGGACAGCAGCAGCUCCUCGGCGGCCAGCAGGGCGGCAACCCCACCGGCGUCGUCCCCGCCGGCUUCUAAGCCGCUUACCUCCCGCCACCCGCACACCAUCUCGGCGUAUCGACGAAUCGAGCGUAGCGUACGGCAGAAGAGAAGAAGAAAAGUCGGCCCGGAGCGAGGGCGCAUCAACACGAAGAUGGAGAUGGAGACGGAGACGACGACGACGACGUUGCGCCGAGGAUAGAGGCAACGUAUAGUGCUGGCAGAGACCACCCCUGCCAUUAUGUACAACAGCCGCGAGGCUCAUUGCUGCCGGUCAUGUAUGGCAUCACUUCUCACGGGGCGUGCGGGGUGUUGUUGGUGUGGG